Messenger RNA from Serpula lacrymans var. lacrymans S7.9, 1194 nucleotides. RefSeq lists its product as uncharacterized. NCBI's taxonomy places the organism in Eukaryota, Fungi, Basidiomycota, Agaricomycetes, Boletales, Serpulaceae. Gene Ontology annotation, molecular function: hydrolase activity, acting on carbon-nitrogen (but not peptide) bonds, in linear amides. The record is from RefSeq and is a predicted model, not a curated record. The coding region runs from base 1 to 1194 and encodes 397 amino acids. The transcript has 22 exons.
AUGGCUACCGUAGCAAACUCUGUGCCUCACGAAAUUUUGGUCGAGGGUCUUCACAAUCGCUGGCAUCCCGACAUCCCAGCGUUUGCUACUGUUAAACCUGGCCAGGUUUUUGAUAUUCACUGUGUUGAUUGGACUGGUGCUCAGAUUGGCAACAACGAUACGAGCGACGAUAUCCAGAACAUCGACCUUAGUAAAAUUCAUAACCUAUCCGGUCCUAUAGCCGUUGAGGGUGCGGAGCCUGGGGAUUGUCUUGUUGUAGACAUUUUGGAUGUGAGGCCUUUUGACAAAAUGCCAUGGGGAUAUACGGGAAUUUUUGAACUGGAAAAUGGUGGUGGGCUCUUUGCUCGAGAAUUCAAUAGUAGAGCCGCGAAAGCCAUCUGGGAUUUCAAGGGUAUUUACGCUACAUCCAGACAUAUCCCAGGCGUUCGUUUCGCUGGAGUAUCCCAUCCAGGUCUAAUUGGAACUGCACCAUCCCACGAGCUUCUUGCGACUUGGAAUGCGAGGGAGGGUGCACUUAUAGAAGCGCAUGCUAACUCUGUCCCUCCCGUGGCGUAUGGCCCCUUGGAAAAGGGUGCAUACGUUGGACAAGAUCUCGAGGAAGAGGUAAUGAAGAAAAUUGCCAGAGAAGGUGCGAGAACAAUUCCAGGAAGGGAGCAUGGGGGUAACUGUGAUGUACAAGGCUCUCGAUGUUAUUUCCCUGUCUUCGUGAAAGGCGCCAAUCUCUCUGUUGGAGACUUGCACUUUUCUCAAGGUGAUCUGUCCUUCUGUGGUGCUAUCGAAAUGGCUGGUGUUAUAAAAUUCAGUACCAGUAUUAUCAAAGGUGGCAUAGAGAAGUUUGCCUUAAAACAACCCAUCUUUUUGCCUUCUCCUAUUGACCCUCUUUAUUCGUCAAAGCUGGUAUUUGAAGGCAUUAGUGUCGAUUACCAUGGCGAUGGAAAACAGUAUAACAUGGACGCGACUGUCGCUUAUAAGCAAGCUGCUCUCAAUGCCAUUGCGUAUUUGCAAAAAGCCUACCUUCUGUUGUCUGCUGCCCCGGUUGAGAGUCACGUCGGUGCCGUAGUCGAUUCGCCCAAUGCCUGUGUCACUCUGGCUCUUCCUCUCGGAAUCUUUGAGCAUGAUAUUUUACCGAAAGAAGAAGGCCUGACUAAACUCAACUUUGGUCAAUGUGCGGUCAGGAGCGAUGGUGUGCUGUGA